This is a messenger RNA of Cercospora beticola, 1416 nucleotides long. RefSeq lists its product as uncharacterized. The record is from RefSeq and is a predicted model, not a curated record. Lineage: Eukaryota; Fungi; Ascomycota; Dothideomycetes; Mycosphaerellales; Mycosphaerellaceae.
AUGGCCGCCACCACCGCCGCCCAGAAGCUCUGGUCUUGCUCCGACCUCGACUGCACCAGUGAGCAGACCUCCCUCCCCCGCGCCACACAUGGCCGAAAGGUCAUCUCCGAUUUUUUUGGCCGCAACAAAGCGGCCACAAAGGCCAUCCCAGACGAUGUCUGGCGCUGGCAGUGCCGGAAGGGCUACCAGCGAGCAAAGUACAAUGCCGACAAGAAUGGCGCGGAGGGCCAUCGCCGGUUUUUUCUGAGCCACCUCCACCACCAGAUGCUCCGCAUCAAACUUUGGCGGCCAGAGUGCACCUUCGUGGUGCAGCUCAGCCAGCCGGCUCAGGAGAGACUGGCGAGGUACCACACCGCUCUCCGCCAUUCUGGCAACGACCCUGCCGCCGCGCUCGCCGCAAUCGCCCAACCGGCCAAAGUCGGCCGCGCCGAGAAGAACCUCCUCCUCACCCUCGCCAACGCCGUGAAGCCCGCCCACGCCGACCACAUCGACACCCACUUUGUCGGCCCUGCUCGCUCUGUCGACUUCGUAAUCGACAACAUCCUGCCGUGGAUCAACGGUGAGUUCAACAAUGGCAGCAUGUCGCAAAUGCCGCCCGUUGAAUUCCUCAUCAACGAUCCACGGCAGGGUGAGACGGUGAACGAUGCUGGGGGCAACUUCGCGGCGUGGGCGGCAUCGCAGGCCAACCAGGCUCCAACCGGCGCGGCGCCUCGGCCAAGCAGAAAGCGCAGAGCAAGCGACGACGAGGACGACAUCACCACCCCGGCACCACCAAAGAAGCUGCCACGUCUCAAGGCUCUCCACGGCCCACGGCCACCCAAGCCAACAGCUUCGCCCUCCGGUCGCCGCAACAUUUUCGCAUCUGGCAGAGACACCACACCAUUCUCCCCCCUUCCUCGCCAGUACACGACCGCCGAGACCGAUGCCGCCGAUGCCCUCCUCUUGCUCCGCCAUGGCCCUAUCACACCAAAACCAUCCCGCCGCGGCAGCAGCAAGAUCACGAUUGCGUCUCUCCUCAAUCCAGCACCUACUGAGCCAUCGCUUCCCACUCCACCAGCAGAUCGCAGCCUCAAGAAGCGAGAAGAUGCCGUCGCCCGCUUGCCGCUCUUUGUCAACUCACCACCACUUCCGAAGCCCAAGACUGGCGCUGCAGGCCUACCACUUUUCGUCCCAGCGGUCAUCUUGCCAUCCAUCGAGAAAGACGAUAAGCCAGAGGUUUCUUCAAACAUAAGAGAUGCGGUUACAGGCGCAGAGCGAGCAGACGAGAGCACGACAGAUUUCGACGAUGAUGCAGAUAUGACAGACGAUGAUGAGGAGGUUGAGAUUGACGAGACUGACGAUGAGGACGAUGGUGACAGCGAGACGAGAGGCCCAAUCAUGGCAGGUGGCAAAGUCUACGCUUCCGCAAAGCGCUGA